AUGACUGGUCCAUGGACCAAAGUGAAACAAGUGGCUGCAUAUAGUCUUGGUUUAAUCAAACGUGGUGGCAUCGAAGAGCUGUUGGAGAAAGUAAGAGUCAUUCAAUCUGGUACUUUGAGUUUGAUUCAAGGGGGUUUCACUGGUGGCAGCACAACAUCUGAAUCGAGCUGUGAAACAGUUAGAAUUUGUUGCAAUGUCUUGGUUGAGAAACUUACUGCUCUUACGGAACAGUUGAUGGAACAUAUGGGAACUCUUGAAUGGGAAACAUUGAUUCUUCAGGCAUAUCAAACUUCUGUGACCUUAUCUGCAAGCACACUUUUUAUAUCCGAAUCUCCUUCUGUGCAGUACCUAAACUAUGGUGCAACAAUCGAAGGAGCUUACGUUCAAGGAUUUGGAUUCUUUAUGUUUGAAGAAUACCCCACAAACUCACAUGGAUUAGUGACCGAAAAUGGAACAUGGAGUUAUAAAGACCCUACCCUAGACACAAUUCCCAAACAAUUCAACGUGGAAAUCCUCAACAGCGAACAUCAUCAGAAACGUGUGCUUUCUUCAAAAGCAUCCGGUGAGCCGCUAUUAACGCUGGCGGUUUUAGUUCACUCUGCCAUGAGGGCGGCCAUAGCUGAAGCCACGCGGCAACUUGGUUCAUGGAAUAGAGUAGACGAAUCUAAUUCAAGAGCAUUCCAGUUGGAGGUUCCAGCCGUGAUGCCGGUUGUGAAAAAGCGGUGCGGGCUUGACAGCGUCCAGAAGUUCUUGCAAUGGACAAUGGGCACAAAGUGACGCAAUUCUACUACCUGUUUGCUUCAGUUUUAGCUUCGGCGU
Hibiscus syriacus is the source of this 819-nucleotide messenger RNA. RefSeq names its product aldehyde oxidase 4-like. The record is from RefSeq and is a predicted model, not a curated record. Gene Ontology annotation, molecular function: iron ion binding; aldehyde oxidase activity. NCBI's taxonomy places the organism in Eukaryota, Viridiplantae, Streptophyta, Magnoliopsida, Malvales, Malvaceae. The transcript is spliced from 5 exons. The coding region runs from base 1 to 777 and encodes 258 amino acids.